Molecule: messenger RNA, 1594 nt
Organism: Mandrillus leucophaeus (drill)
Lineage: Eukaryota; Metazoa; Chordata; Mammalia; Primates; Cercopithecidae
Product: liver carboxylesterase 1-like
Exons: 12
Coding region: 95-1579 (494 amino acids)
Biological process (GO): lipid catabolic process
Cellular component (GO): lipid droplet; endoplasmic reticulum
Molecular function (GO): carboxylic ester hydrolase activity
Source: RefSeq, a predicted model, not a curated record
AGCUCAGGGCGGGGCUGAGCUCCUGGCUGGACAGCGCAGUCCCGAUCAGCUACAAGAAGACCUUGCAGGCCCCGAGACCAGUCGUCCUUCCAGGAUGUGGCUCCGCGCUCUUGUCCUGGGCACUCUCGCUGCUUCCACGGUUUGGGGGUACCCGUCCUCGCCACCUGUGGUGGACACCGUGCAUGGCAAAGUGCUGGGGAAGUUCGUCAGCUUAGAAGGAUUUGCACAGCCUGUGGCCGUUUUCCUGGGAAUCCCUUUUGCCAAGCCCCCUCUUGGACCCCUGAGGUUUGCUCCACCACAGCCUGCAGAGCCAUGGAGCUUCGUGAAGAAUGCCACUUCUUACCCUCCAACGUGCAUCCAAGAUCCCAAGGCGGGGCAGUUUCUCUCAGACCUAUUGAGUAACAGAAAGGAGAACAUUUCUCUCACGGUUUCCGAAGACUGUCUUUACCUCAAUAUUUACACUCCUGCUGACUUGACCAAGAAAAACAGGCUGCCGGUGAUGGUGUGGAUCUUUGGAGGGGGACUGGUGGUGGGUGCAGCAUCAACCUAUGAUGGGAAGGUCCUCGCUGCCCACGAAAACGUGGUGGUGGUGACCAUUCAGCACCGCCUGGGCAUCUUGGGAUUCUUCAGCACAGGGGAUGAACACAGCCGGGGGAACUGGGGCCACCUGGACCAGCUGGCUGCCCUGCGUUGGGUCCAGGACAACAUUGCCAGCUUUGGAGGGAACCCAGGCUCUGUGACCAUCUUUGGAGAGUCAUCGGGAGGAGAAAGUGUCUCUGUUCUUAUUUUCUCUCCAUUGUCCAAGAAUCUCUUCCACCGGGCCAUUUCUGAGAGUGGUGUGGCCCUCACUCAUGCUCUGUUGGAGGACGGUGACAUCAAGCCCCUGGCUGAGAAAAUUGCUAACACUGCUGGGUGUCAAACCACCAACUCAGCUGUCAUGGUUCACUGUCUGCGACAGAAGACGGAAGAGGAACUCUUGGAGACGACAUCGAAAAUGAAUUUCUUAACUCUGGACUUCCAUGGAGACCCCAGAAAGAGGUACCCCCACACGCCCACCGUGAUUGAUGGAGUGGUGCUGCCAAAAACACCUGAGGAGCUUCAAGCUGAAAGGAAGUUCCUCACUGUCCCCUACAUCGUCGGAAUUAACAAGAAGGAAUUUGGCUGGUUUCUUCCAACGCACAUUCCUAAGGAACUGAUUCCAGAAGCCACUGAGAAGUACUUAGGAGGAACAGAAGACCCUGUCAAAAAGAAAGACCUGUUCCUGGACUUAAUGGGGGAUGUAAUGUUCGGUGUCCCAUCUGUGAUUGUGGCCCGGCACCACAGAGAGGGUGCCUCAGAAGAGGAGAUCAGACUCAGCAAGAUGAUGAUGAAAUUCUGGGCCAACUUUGCUCGCAGUGGAAACCCCAAUGGGGAAGGGCUGCCCCGCUGGCCAGAGUACAACCAGAAGGAAGGGUACCUGCAGAUUGGUGCCAACACCCAGGCGGCCCAGAAGCUGAAGGACAAGGAAGUGGUUUUCUGGACCAACCUCUUUAAGAAGGCAGCGGAGCAGCCACCCCAGACAGAAGACAUUGAGCUGUGAAUGGAAGGUCCAUCC